This is a messenger RNA of Heteronotia binoei (common prickly gecko), 5823 nucleotides long. It is a transcript of the gene GRIA1, whose product is annotated as glutamate ionotropic receptor AMPA type subunit 1. The record is from RefSeq and is a predicted model, not a curated record. Gene Ontology annotation, molecular function: transmitter-gated monoatomic ion channel activity involved in regulation of postsynaptic membrane potential; AMPA glutamate receptor activity. Bases 288 to 2999 code for a protein of 903 amino acids. Gene Ontology annotation, biological process: monoatomic ion transport; synaptic transmission, glutamatergic; modulation of chemical synaptic transmission. Gene Ontology annotation, cellular component: postsynaptic membrane; plasma membrane; AMPA glutamate receptor complex. NCBI's taxonomy places the organism in Eukaryota, Metazoa, Chordata, Lepidosauria, Squamata, Gekkonidae. The transcript has 17 exons.
GCAGAGAAAAUACAAAAAAAAGAGAGAAAGAGAGCGGGAGAGCUGUGAUGAGAUACAGCAAUGAGAGGAAAAUGAGCUUGAUGGAAGAGUACUCGAGCUCAGUUAAUCCUGCUGUCAGUUGGUGUUAAGGCAGCGAUCUAAGCGCUGGAUUCCAAGAGAAAGAGACACACAUACACCGCACAAUAGACGGAAGAGAGGACGCCCCAAAAGCAACAAACCAGCGGAGAGGAAAAUACCAAAAUCUAUGCUUGGACCUGGGCUUCUUUCUCGCCAAUGCAAAAGGGAAUAUGCAGCACAUUUUUGCCUUCUUCUGCACCAGUUUCCUAGGGGCAGUGUUGGGGGUCAAUUUCCCCAGCAACAUCCAGAUAGGGGGAUUAUUUCCUACUCAACAAUCCCAGGAACAUGCGGCUUUUAUGUCUGCAUUGUCUCAGUUUACAGAGCCCCCCAAGCUGUCUCCCCAAAUUGACAUUGUGAAUAUUAGUGACAGCUUUGAAAUGACCUACACCUUCUGUUCACAGUUCUCCAAGGGCGUCUAUGCUAUCUUUGGUUUUUAUGAGAGAAGGACUGUCAAUAUGCUCACAUCCUUUUGUGGGGCUCUCCACCUCUGUUUCAUCACACCCAGCUUCCCCGUUGACACUUCCAACCAAUUUGUUCUUCAGCUGCGCCCUGAACUGCAGGAUGCCCUCAUCAGUGUUAUAGAAUAUCACAAGUGCCAGAAAUUUAUGUACAUUUAUGAUGCUGACCGGGGGUUGUCAGUCCUUCAAAAAGUGUUGGAUACAGCUGCAGAGAAAAACUGGCAAGUGACAGCUGUCAAUGUCAUGACAACAACAGAAGAGGAUUACAAGUCACUCUUCCAAAAUCUGGAGAAGAAGAAGGAACGAGUAGUAGUGGUAGAUUGUGAAACAGACCGACUGAAUGCUAUCUUGAGCAAGAUCGUUAAGCUUGGGAAAAAUGGGAUAGGAUAUCAUUAUAUUCUUGCAACAUUGGGUUUCAUGGACAUUGACCUAUCAAAAUUCAGGCAAAGUGGUGCAAAUGUGACUGGAUUCCAGCUGGUAAAUGAGACAGACACUAUUCCAGCCAGGAUCAUGCAACAGUGGAAGAACAAUGAUGCCAGGGAACAUCCUCAUGUUGACUGGAAGGGGCCAAAGUACACAUCUGCCCUUACGUAUGAUGGAGUCAGGGUAAUGGCAGAAGCUUUCCAAAGUCUCAGGAAACAACGAAUUGACAUCUCCCGUCGAGGCAAUGCUGGAGAUUGUCUUGCAAAUCCAGCUGUUCCUUGGGGACAAGGAAUUGAUAUUCAGAGAGCUCUACAACAGGUGCGCUUUGAAGGUUUGACGGGUAACGUUCAGUUUAAUGAGAAAGGACAUCGGACAAAUUAUACCCUUCACGUGAUGGAAAUGAAACAUGAUAAGAACAGGAAGAUUGGUUAUUGGAAUGAAGAUGAAAAAUUUGUCCCUACAGCCAUAGAUCAACAAGGAGCAAAUGAAACCACUAAUCUUCAGAACAGAACAUAUAUAGUCACAACAAUUCUAGAAGCCCCAUAUGUGAUGCAGAAGAAGAGCUAUGAACAGUUGGAAGGAAAUGACAGGUACGAAGGAUAUUGCGUAGAGUUGGCUGCUGAGAUCGCAAAACAUGUUGGCUACCAAUACAGGUUGCAAAUUGUUAGCGACGGGAAGUAUGGAGCCCGAGAUCCUGAGACUAAAUUAUGGAAUGGCAUGGUCGGGGAGCUAGUAUAUGGAAAAGCUGAUGUAGCUGUUGCACCAUUGACUAUCACACUUGUGCGAGAGGAAGUUAUAGACUUUUCCAAACCAUUUAUGAGUCUGGGCAUCUCUAUCAUGAUUAAAAAACCUCAAAAGUCCAAACCAGGGGUCUUCUCCUUUCUGGAUCCAUUAGCUUAUGAGAUUUGGAUGUGCAUCGUUUUUGCCUACAUUGGAGUGAGUGUUGUCCUUUUUCUGGUCAGUCGCUUCAGCCCUUAUGAGUGGCACAAUGAGGAGCUGGAAGAAGGACGUGACCAGCCAGCCAAUGACCAAACAAAUGAAUUUGGAAUAUUUAACAGUCUCUGGUUCUCCUUGGGAGCUUUUAUGCAACAAGGAUGUGAUAUAUCUCCAAGAUCCCUGUCUGGACGUAUUGUUGGUGGAGUCUGGUGGUUUUUCACCUUGAUCAUCAUUUCUUCUUACACAGCCAAUUUAGCUGCAUUCUUGACUGUGGAGAGGAUGGUGUCUCCCAUAGAAAGUGCAGAAGAUUUGGCCAAGCAGACAGAGAUUAGCUAUGGAACUCUGGAUGCUGGUUCUACUAAAGAAUUUUUUAGGAGAUCUAAAAUAGCGGUUUUUGAGAAGAUGUGGACGUACAUGAAGUCAGCUGAGCCCUCUGUUUUCGUGCCGACAACAGAAGAGGGGAUGAAACGUGUGAGGAGAUCGAAAGGGAAGUAUGCCUACCUGCUAGAGUCUACCAUGAAUGAGUACAUUGAGCAGAGAAAGCCAUGUGACACCAUGAAGGUGGGAGGUAACUUGGAUUCCAAAGGCUAUGGCAUUGCAACGCCAAAAGGUUCACUACUAAGAGGUCCCGUAAACCUAGCGGUUUUGAAACUCAGUGAGCAAGGCGUCUUAGACAAGCUGAAAAGCAAAUGGUGGUACGAUAAAGGGGAGUGUGGAAGCAAAGACUCCGGAAGUAAGGACAAAACAAGUGCUUUGAGCCUCAGCAAUGUGGCCGGUGUUUUCUACAUCCUCAUCGGUGGGCUUGGACUAGCCAUGCUGGUUGCCUUAAUCGAAUUUUGUUACAAGUCCAGAAGUGAAUCAAAACGGAUGAAGGGUUUUUGUUUGAUCCCACAGCAAUCUAUCAAUGAAGCCAUACGGACAUCAACUCUUCCUCGAGCAUCCGCAGCAGGAACCAGCAGUGGAGAAAACGGACGGGUGGUGAGCCACGAUUUCCCUAAAACCAUGCAGGAGAUUCCGUGCAUGGGUCACAGCUCUGGGAUGUCCCUGGGAGCAACGGGAUUAUAAUUGCCCUUGAUGGAUCUUGGGUGAGAGCAGGGUCUCCCUGGCCUGAGCCUCUCCAGUGCCAAAACCAAACCAGAUCAAAGCAAACCAUACAAGAAGAGGGACAAUUCAGUGGAUCUUUCAGCGGAAAUCAGAUCUAUUUUCCUUUGUGUGUGUGUGUGUAUGCGUGUGUGUUUCUGUUUUACAGUAAAUCCACAGGCAGAAGAAAGUACAACCUGUACUGCAAUAAGGAGAGGGCAACCAGACUGAACAGAAUUUGGAGACAUCCCUGAGUACACGGUUACAGGAACACUGAGGAAGACAGCGCCAUUUUAUUUUUAACUUGGUUGUUAAUAAGUUCUUAGUGUGUGCAAUAUAUAUUUUUCUUACUAAUUCCCGUGAUGUCAGGGUAAUUUCAGCCCUGCUCUGCUCAACAGUUUAAAAUCAGGUUUAGUUUGGGAUGAGAACCAUAAGUGUCUGCGCUACUAACAGUGAAAGGAAAACAAAAUUCCUUUGAGACAAAGAGUCUACUGUGUUAAAAUUGUUGCAACAAGGCUGAAUAGGCUGAUGAAAGAGUUCUCCAUUCCACUGUCAAUUAAAGGACUUCAAAGACAGUUGAAAGAGAAGCCUAACAUGGAGAAAGUAAUAGUAAGACUUCAUUGGAAAUGGAGGACAAUUGUUUCUGGACUAAAAAGAGCCCAGGUAAAGAGAAAUUAAUGUGAUCCUUAUUCCCAGCCUAGGAAGUGGUUAUUUGAGUUAAAAAUAUUGUGAGUUCUGAGCAUAACAGCCCAGAAAAUAUGCACUUGGCAGGCUCCUAUGGAAAUGCCAUCAUCCAACUACAACAACGGCUGUCUUUUGCAUAUAGCGAAAACCAAGCAAAUGCAAAACAUAUAUGUUACAUAUCAUCCUCCCUGCCUGCUUCUCUGAAAUGGAAGAGGCAUUGUCAGCCAUUUCCUUAUUCCUGCACUUCUGUAUGGUUUCCUUGCCAUUGUGACCUUUGAGUAGAGAAUCCUUCACCUUCCUAGCAAAAUUUCUACAGAUCACUCCAUGGGUAUCCAUAAACCAGUAAAGAGACUUAAAGACAUCAGGGCUGUUUUGUGAACAUCUGGCUUUUUGUUCCUCUGCUUUAAGUGGACAUUCCAUGGAGUAUUAGAUUUGUUAUGAAAAACACCCCAAGAUUUCACUGAAUGACAUCAAUAUUCACCUUGAUUCAACCUUUCACAAUAUUAGAUUACAUCUGAUCCCAGUUGCUUUCAACAUUUUCAAGAAUCAAGUUUUUGCCAGUGACAUGAUUUUCAGAAAAGCCGACAGAUGUGGUUUCCAUCUCAUUCAUCAUCAUGAGGGGAAGUGGAACACACAGAACAGACCAGCUGGUACCCUGCUUGCUAUUAAAAACUUUGUCUGUUAUCCAGAACCCAAGUUUGCAAUGAAACACUGAAAUCCAUGAAGCACAAGAAAGUGGACCUGCUAGCAGUAUUUCCCGUCAUGUGUGUGUGUGUUAGUUGUCUACAUCUAAACAAGAGCUUCAUAAAUGUGUGUAUGUGAUACCACCACUAUGAACAAUGAAAUAUUUAGGCAGAAUGAGAAACAUUCCCCUGAAGAAAAAUUAAACAGGAGUGUCUUCUACUCUAUCAUGGUCUGGAGGAGACCUUACCCUUCCCUGAAAUCCUUGUCCUCAUAACACAUUUGCCCAUGACUGGAUAUUAACUCCAGAUGUUUCAAGGAGCUAAAACUUCCUCCAAAUGCCAGUGCAGACCUAGCAGUAUAACAGGAACAUGUUAUAUCUGAUGUCUCAGAUCUGUGGGUAAUGUAAUGUGUAAAAUAGGCAAUUUCAACUUAAAAUGGAGGCUAAAGAUUUUACAAGAAUGCAACGCAGGCUACAAAUAGAAAUGGCUUUGUUGUGGGAACCUUCCUGGUCGAACUGUCUUUAUAAAUGGGACUGGCUCUAAAACAAAUAGUCUUUCAUUUAUGAGUUACUGUUCUAUAAAACUAGACUCUAUGAACUAUUUUUACCAUUCAAGUCUUCAUUGUUCCAUCAAUUUCUUCCAGCUCUUAAGAUGGCACCUUAAUUAAGACUGGCAAGACAGAAACUACAGAUCCUCUUCAGAGGGCACAGCAUGCCUAGUGUCUGCUUAUUUUCUUUCAGUGCCACCAGAAGCCUUUCUGUCUCAUCUUUCAUCCAGCUAUAUGUCAAGAGAGUGAUUCAGCCUCCAAUAAUAAUUCUUCAAGUUGUUGUUCUCUGUAUUUUUUUAAAAAAAAAUGCCUUUGAUUACUUUUUAAUUUUAGUUCUGUGUAUGUCUUCAUAGUGUGCAGUCCUCAAGAAACCAGACCUUCAUUUAAUGAAGAAAUCUUUUGGGUGUCCAAGAAGAACUGAUCCUUCUGUCAAUUUCAAGAAUUUUCAUAGCUCCCCUGCCUAUUUUCCACUUCAAAAUGCAAUGGGAGCAGGGCACAGGGAUUUCCCUCUGUGCAUAAUAAUAUAAAAAUAAGCUAUGUGAAACUUCAAAAACUGUUGCCUUUGUGGCAAAAAAAUCAGAGACCUGUCUGACAAUUGAGCCAGCCAGUUAGAUGGGUUAUGGGAAGGAGCCUUCUGUGAUAGGACAAAUGCCUGUGAUAAUGGGACACGAAAACUCAUCUUUAAAAUGUUUUUGAUCAAUGGAAAGGUGGGAGGAGGAAAAGAAAAAAUAUACAGAAAAAGAUGGGAAAUGUUAACUUGUAAUAUGUAUUUUUACUACACUUUUCUUAAAUAUAGAAUAAUGGUGGGGAAGAACCAUAAAGACAUUGACAUUUUUUUCUCAACAAGACUCCAUAUUUAACAGUUUUGGCUUUCAUUAAAUUUUGCUCUUUGGUA